Molecule: messenger RNA, 2756 nt
Organism: Engraulis encrasicolus (European anchovy)
Lineage: Eukaryota; Metazoa; Chordata; Actinopteri; Clupeiformes; Engraulidae
Gene: slc25a22a
Product: solute carrier family 25 member 22a
Exons: 11
Coding region: 462-1400 (312 amino acids)
Biological process (GO): L-glutamate transmembrane transport; malate-aspartate shuttle; aspartate transmembrane transport
Molecular function (GO): L-glutamate transmembrane transporter activity; L-aspartate transmembrane transporter activity
Source: RefSeq, a predicted model, not a curated record
UAUCCAACUAAGGUGACUGAAUUUGGACUUAAUUCAAGGGUCUAUUCUGGAGCACAAAGCAAUGAGAGAGAGAGAGAGAGAGAGAGAGAGAGAGAGAGAGAGAGAGAGAGAGAGAGAGAGAGAGAGAGAGAGAGAGAGAGAUGUAGGUAGUAGAUAGGGCAAUAUAGAUAAGGAGUGAAGAGAAGAGACGGGGGGUUCAGAUAGAGAGAUAAAAAAGGAGAGAGGGGGAGAGAGAGGGAGUUGAAGUGUUGAAAGGACAGAGAGAUCAUUAGAGGGGCUGGCCUGGUCUUCAGCAGACUGAUGGAUGCUUUGCCCUGAUACACUCGCUCACUGUCUGGAUCACUGUCUGACCGCCUGGCUCACUUGCUGAUCACACACACACCACAUACGCUCUCCCACCAUCACACAGACACACUCACACUCACGGCGCUAACACUCACUAUCUGCAAGCGUGGGGAUAAAUGGCUGACAAACAGAUCAGUUUGCCUGCCAAGCUGAUAAACGGGGGCAUUGCUGGAAUCGUUGGAGUGUCGUGUGUGUUCCCCAUCGACCUUGCCAAGACCCGUCUGCAGAACCAGUCCAAUGGAUCUCGCCUUUACACCAGCAUGUCAGACUGCCUUAUCAAGACCAUUCGGUCAGAGGGGUAUUUUGGGAUGUACAGAGGUUCUGCUGUUAACUUGACCCUGGUAACCCCAGAGAAAGCCAUCAAGCUCGCCGCCAAUGACUUCUUCAGGCAUCAUCUGUCCAAAGACGGGAAGCUGACACUGGUGAAAGAAAUGCUGGCUGGUUGUGGGGCAGGGACAUGUCAGGUGGUGGUGACCACUCCCAUGGAGAUGCUGAAGAUUCAGCUGCAGGAUGCUGGCAGGAUCGCUGCCCAGAGGAAGCUGAUGCCAGAGACGGUGGCCCCCGGGGCCGUGGAGUUUAAGAGCCCCACCGCCAUGCAGAUCACACGGGAGCUGCUGCGAGAGAAAGGCAUCGCCGGACUCUACAAGGGCCUGGGGGCCACGCUGCUCAGGGAUGUGCCCUUCUCCAUUAUCUACUUCCCUCUGUUUGCCAAUCUGAACCGGCUGGGGAACCGCGGUGUGGAGGGGCCCGCCCCCUUCUACGUCUCCUUCGUGUCGGGCUGCCUCGCAGGCAGCACCGCCGCCGUGGCCGUCAACCCCGUCGAUGUGAUUAAGACCCGGUUACAGACUCUGACCCGAGGCGGUCAGGAGGAGGCCUACACUGGAGUGAGCGACUGCAUCAGUAAGAUCCUGCGUAACGAGGGUCCCACCGCCUUCCUGAAGGGGGCGUACUGCCGUGCGCUGGUCAUCGCGCCGCUCUUCGGCAUUGCCCAGGUGGUCUACUUCCUGGGCGUCGGCGAGUUCAUCCUCAGCUACCUGCCAAAGGGGGAAAAAUAGCCAAUCAGCUCUCUGCUGCCUAUACCUAAGUCCCACCCACUCAUCCAUCCAUCCACCGCCCUUGACAAACCCUCUACCACCUCCUCCACUCAUCUUUACACUACCCAGGAUGCAUUGCGCCGGGCCGGACCCAACCGAACCGAACCUCGGCCCCGCCCUCAUCUCAUGACAAAGAGUGCGUGUGAUUGGUGCAAAGUCAGGAUGUGAAGAGGAACCGCCCACUUUUGGAGUGCUUUUAACUUUUUAUUUGUUAUUUUUGUGUUUAUUUUUUUGUUUUAUGAUUCAUUUCGAUUUUGUCUCGUUUGUGGUGUUUUCUGUGUGGCUGUGGAGUUGAGGUUGUGUGGUAUUAGCCAAGCUGCCUGUGGCAAGCCAUGUUGCCUGGCUGCCUUUAGAGAACUCGUUGCCACCUUGGCUCCUUUUGAUUGGCUGGAGUUAUUCAGACUUGCACUCUGAUAGGCUGGAACUCUUUUCCUCCCCAUUUGGCUGUAGACUAAGAAACCUGUCCCUCUCUCAUAACGCCAUCAGUCUUUCCACUUUCUUUCCCUUUUCCUCCCUCUGCCUCUCCCUCUCUCUCUCUCUCCCUCUCUCUCGCUCUCUCUCUCUGUUUUUCUUUAGCUCUCCAUUCAAUUUUUAAUGGUGCUGCAUGAAAAGGAGAAGGUUAAGCAAAGUCGCUGAAACGCACAUGCACACUCGCGCAUACACACACACAUCUGAGGGACUGCAAGCCCCCAUUGUAUCAGUCACACUUUAACAAAGGCAGUGUCUGAACAGAAUGGACGGAUUUGACCUCUGAGGUCCUUUAUGGUCCCUCAAUUUUAGCCGGUGUGAUUUGGUCCUCUGGUGCUUCCAUAGCAGUCUGCGACUUUUCAGACAGCACUUAAAAGAUUUUACCACAGAUGAAAUUAAAUCAGAUUAUUCUGUAGUUAUAAAGUUACCCUACCUUUCCAUGUCACCACAUCAAGGUGAAAUGUCCAAUGAAUCAUAGCUUUCCAGUACAUUCCAAACCGUAGCUUAGUCUACUGGUAAAUGGUACUUUUAGUCUAGCGGUAUAUGAUAACUAGUAUUUUAAUUGGAAAACCUAUUGCAAUGGAUUCGUAUGUGUUUUUAUGUGUUAUAUUUUUUAGCAGAGUUUUUAACUCCUGCACAUCUCAUAUCAGCUAGCCUAAUUUGGCCCAGACACAGACGACAAGAUCUUUUGCAAGUGUGUGUGUGUGUGUGUGUGUGUGUGUAUGCAGGCGUACUGGAUAUGUGUGCCUUUGUGUGUGUGUUUGCCUGUGACUAAUGAGCGCCAUCUGGAGUAGGAUGCUGCCCUGGCGUGUGUGUGUGUGCAUGUGUGUGCAUGCGUAUGUGUGUGUG